Molecule: messenger RNA, 4593 nt
Organism: Entamoeba invadens IP1
Lineage: Eukaryota; Evosea; Mastigamoebida; Endamoebidae
Exons: 1
Coding region: 1-4593 (1530 amino acids)
Biological process (GO): protein targeting to vacuole; protein retention in Golgi apparatus
Cellular component (GO): extrinsic component of membrane
Source: RefSeq, a predicted model, not a curated record
AUGUUUGAGUCAAUAGUCUCGGACCUUUUGAUGCGAUACUUUGGAAAGUAUAUCAGCGGACUUAACUCACAGAACUUGCAAGUUUCUUUGUGGGCCGGGGAUGUCACUUUGGAGAAUCUUGUGAUCAACGAAAACGCUUUCAGCUACCUUCUUGUUGGUGUCCCUCUCAAAGUUAUCAAGGGAACGGUUGGGAAAAUGUCACUCCACCUUCCAUGGAAUAAGUUGAACUCACAGCCUGUUGUUGUACAAAUUAAAGAUGUGACUAUAGUUGUGACGACUGAUUACAGCGUCGAUGCAAGUGUAGUAGCGUCACAACUUGAAGAUGAAGAACAAGCGUCGAAGCAGAGGCAACUUCGUAACUAUGAGAUUAGUUCAGACAAAAGCACUAUGACACAACGACUGUUCACAAAGAUAUUGAACAACAUGCAGAUCGACAUGAGUAACAUUCAUGUGCGAUAUGAAGCAGUUAACACGUGGACUGGAUUACGAUAUGCAAUAGGGACUUCUAUAGAAUCAAUCAAAUUGUAUUCCACAGACGAGAAGUGGAAUUCGACGUUUGUGAUUGAUGCGACUGGUGUGAAUUACAAAAUUGCUGAAGUUGUGAAGAUGCGUGUGUAUCAUUGCCAGACAAAAGAAGACAAAUUCGAUGACUUGAAGACGUCACUUCCUAAAAGCUCGAUCCUCGAAGACUUGACUACAAAAAUGAAACUGACGUUAUCAGACAAAGACGAGGACUUCCCUGUUUUGGCCAAAGUACUUCUCGAAGUGAUCAAAGUGAAUGUGACACAAGACGUUCUCAUUGAUGCUAAGAGUCUUAUGCAGCAACAGAAAUUGUUUGAAGGGAAGUGUAGUCAAAGCACACGAAAUAUCCUCCGCCCAAGCGAGGCGGUUAGUGCGGAGACUGCCAAGAAAUGGUGGGUCUUUGCAAAGGAGAGUAUUUUAGCUGAAGUGCGGAAGAAGAGAUAUAAAGAGAGUGACGAAUACAAGAAGAAGCGUAAGACGGAGCGCCAAGAAUACACUGACAUCUACACUCGUGUUCUUAAUGACACACCAACAGAGACGGACAAACAACGAUUUGCAGAAUUGGAGAAAGACUUGUCGGUAAAGGAAAUCAUUUACUUGCGGAAUUAUGCAAAGACGGAGACUGACGAAGCAAAGAAGAAUACAAAUGGGAUAUGGAGCUGGAUGGGGUAUUCUGCAGAAGUCAAUUCACAGUUAUCGGAAGACAUCCACACCUUUCUUGGGGCUUCUGAUGACGAAGACUUUAUCGAUACGAAGAAGUUGAAACAACUGUUGUUCAGUGUAGAGAUCAAUAAAGUGUGUCUUGGGUUGUUUGGGAAAGGCAGCGCUGAUGCGUUUGUGAGUUCUGAGAUUUGUGGAGUGGUAUGUAGUGUUGAGAAGAAAACGAUUGGGUUCACUGCAAAUGGUGUAGUUGGCGAUUUUCUCGUCAAAAGCACGACUGACAAGAAGUAUCCAAACAUUUUCCAAGCUACAAACAAGGCUGAAAAACUGUUUGAGAUCAAAUUGACCAGCGAAAAAGAAGAUGAAAAGACGACAAGUGACUUUGUCGUUGAAAUCCAGUUGCGUCCAACACGGAUUGUGUACAACAAGGUUAUGGUAGAGGAGUUAAUGAACGUUUUGAGAGCGCUUGACAUUGUUGAAACAUACGGACAAGUAGGGAUUAGUCUUCCUUCAGUCAACAUCAAGAGCAUUUUAGAUGAACACAUCAGAGUAACAGCUUCAGCAACUAUCCACACACCAUAUAUUAUCAUUCACUCUGGCGAACAGGAGAUUCAUGUCGACCUUGGCAUUAUUGAGGUCAAAACAUGUGAACGGACUGGAAUCUAUGACACUUAUAAAGCAAGUAUAACUAACAUUAACUGCAAACUUGUAUCAAAUGAGAAGGCGGAAGUACUUCUUGAGAAGACGGCACUCAAUUUUGAAGUGCAAAAGUCGUUAUUAAGUUGGAAGGAGAUGAAGAACAAAAUGGGCACGUUCUCACCUGGAGUCAUUGUCAAUUGUUGCUUUGACGAGAUCAAAAGUCACAUCUCAGCGGAGCAAAUGGAGACCAUGGAAAUGAUGUUUAAAGAACAGAAGCCGCAACCAAAGAGUGAGAAAGAAGCUAUACAAGACUUACUCAAUACAGAUGACUCAGAAGAACUUGGGGAAGACAAUAUCCAAAUACCUGAAGACUUCGUCAAGUUCCAAAUCUUUCUGAAGAUCCCAACACUCAGUGCACUCAUAUCACAGAAAACUGAUGAACUUCUUUUUGAUAUCAAAGCAAAGGGUCUUGAAAUGACUUCACUUGUCAAAGACACUAAGACAUCCGCAGACUUCAAUUUCUCUGAUGUUGUUGUGACGGAUGAAAACGGAAAUGUGUUCUUCUCGAAAAAACAGACCUCAGAAGCUCUUGUUUCGAUGAGCUUCUUGAACGAAGACGAUAAACCUAUUAAAGCAGUUUUCAGAGCAUCACAAUCAAUCAUCAGAUUCGACUUGCCACAUUUGGACCAUAUCCUCCACUUCAUAUACACUUCUCCUCAACAAAACACUCAACAGGUCGUUGUCAACAAGAAGAAACAGAAGGUUGUAGAGGUACAGAUUCAGUUCACGGCAAUUGACUUAGAACUGAAGAAUAGAGGAACUCCACUUGGUCAUGGGAGUGCUGUUGGUGGACUGAUCGAUAUCAUCAUUGACAAUAACAAAGACGUCACUCCCGACAUCACAGUCAAAGGUAGUUUUAAAGAGAUCUUUGCUAUAGAUGACACACUAAGUGGGAAGGUAUACCCUAAAUUAGCACAAACGGGUACAACGCCAUUCAAAUUUAUAUACACCCACUCCUCUGAGGCCAAAGCAAUUGAACAGCGCUUCAAACAUUAUAUGUUAUUAGAGGCGGAACACGUCACCUUUGUGUAUUUGAAUUUGUUCAUCCAACAAAUAUACAGUUGGCUCCUCGACUUACUUCACAUCUGUUCAGUGAGAGUCUUUCCAUCUAAUACCCCUUCAUAUCAAUAUGACAGAUUGAACUUAGAAGCUAAGGUAAGGGAUGUGACUCUUACUAUUCCAGUCGCAUCGUAUAGCGAUGAAGCUAUUGAUAUGAAGAUUGAUUCAUUGGCUUUACAAAGCACGUGGGAAGAACAAAUUCUCUCGACGAAGUCGUUGAGUGUCGAAAACGUUCGGUUUGAUGACAAACCCGCUGCUGAAAAAGUUGUUUUUGACUUCACGUUUCCGGAUGACGAGAAUCAAGCAGUGGACUUCCCGGCGUGGGAAAUCAACUUGAAAAUACCAAAUGGGAAUAUCGACUUGACGCCAGAAAGGUACAGAGAAUUGGUUGGACUUAUUAUGAUCAACUUGGACGAGCCUAACAAGCACCAAGACUUAAUCAAAUACCAUCCAGACAUGACGGUCAAUGCAAAGGAAUUGAAUUCGAUUCGAAGUCGAGUCUUCACUGCUGAUGUUGAUAAAGCCGAAUUGAAUAUUAAGAGUAAAGAAGAUGAUUUGGGUGUCAUGAGUUUCGAUAAUAUGAAGUACAAAUACAUUGGUCUUCCUUCAGAUUGUUCCAAUCAUAUAGUCGAUGUCCAAAAUGGUGUUUUUAUUGACUUAUUAAACAACAAACAGAAGUUGUUUUGGGUGGAUCAAAAUGCGGGGAACAACUUCUUGAAGUUCACAUUUGACACUUUAGCGACUGAAAAGAAGAUCACAUUGGCCUUUGGGAACUCUUCGAAUAUUAGACUCACGCAAGAGACUUUACUCAAAUUGAUGACAUUUUUCGGAGUUGAAAAGAAGUAUAUGACAGUAGAGAAUGUGGGAGUGAGUGUACAACGUAUUCUAGAGGACAAAACAUUCACAUUCAAGUUUCUUAUGAAUGGCAUCAACUUCAUCUUAAACGACAAAGAAGGCGACUUCACAACAUUCACCCUUUCAAAGAGUUUUGUCGAGACCGUCUCACGCGGGGAAGAUACGAAAGUCUCUGGGACAAUAGGAACACUGACGGCAAAAGCAGAGGAAGUGACCAUUUUGUCGACUUUGAAUAAUGUCGACAUGGGGACUUUCUCGUAUUCGUAUGAAAAGGCAAAGUGUCUUUCUGUCUUUACUGGACAGCUCUCCCAAAUACACGCGAUUUUCAAUGACAAAGCCAUAAUACGGGCGGCACAGUACUACGAUAAUGCAUCGAAAAUUAUGAGUGCACUCAAAGGAAAGACAGUCGAGUUCAUAGAGAAGACUGCAAGUGUGUCUCGAAAGAUUCGAUUUGAUUUUGUCAUCGAGACGCCACGAAUUGAUAUCAGAGAUGUCACCGCAAGACUUGGUGUCGUCACCAUAAAAGAUAAAGCGGAGGCAUUAGAAGAGAAGUUGAAUAUAAUAGGGUUACUCCGAGACACAGAAGUGAAAAUAGGUGAAGAUAUCGUAGUGAAGUGUGAUGGUGUAGAAAUGGGUAUAUCUGUCAAUGAUGCGAGUGAUGGAGUUACUGAUGUUGAUAUGGAUGUAGAUUGUGGUGUUAUUGAUAUCUGUACGACGCCACAAAACUUGACUUCAUUGUUAAACGUAGCGGACGCUGUCAUCAAGACAUCACAACAGAUCACUAAUGGAAAUAAAUAA